UUACCUCCUUUCCUUCCAUAUUUUAGCUUGUUGCACGUUUUCUUUUUUACCGUCUGUCAACGUUUUGAGAAAGACAACAUUUAAAGUGAUGAAGCCUGAUGUUGAUGACGAAGAAAAAGAAAGUCAUCUGAAACAGGAAAAUACUGGGCCAGAUAUGGAAAGAGACAAAAGUGAAGGAAGUCCUGAAAGUGAGGAGGGCAAACAUUCUCCAUCUGAGUCACCUCCCAGAAAAAAAAGACUGAAAACAUUUGGGGGAUCCAUGAAAGAUGAAGAAAAGAAUCAGUAUUUGUCAGAAGAAGAGCUAGAAAGGGAUGGAGAUGAUCCUGAUGAUUAUAUUGAAGAGAUCAAGUCUUCGCCAAAAAAGUCACCUAGUGAGGAUGAAGAAACUGUGGAUGACAAUUCAUCUUUGCACAAUGAACAAGAGUCUUCUAAAUCUGAAGAAAAGGGAUUAAGUGGAAAAUCACUUGCAGAAUUACAAAAGGCCAUGAAACCUUGUACUGUGCAAAUUAAAAAACUAGUUAAAACAAGGCAUGAAGUUACUGUUAAAGAAGGGCAAGAGGAGAUUUUGGAGAAAUCCAGUGAUGAUUCACACAACAAAGGGGGUUUAUCACCAGGAAAAGUAUCACGCACUUAUCCUGGCCCGACUAGGAAGGUUAGCAUGUUUUCGAAACCAGAUGGAAGAAGAUACAUGAUCCUUGACAGGGCCACAAUAAAGGGAAUGAUGGAGAAGGGACUCAUCCAACCCAUUGAGAAAGAUGGAUCAAACCAGACAGCUGCGUAUAGAGCUGUAAUGCCAAAAAACAAACCGUCUAUACUAUGUAGAGUAGAUUCUCCAGGUGCUCCUGGGGAAUCGCCACCUGUUGCCAUUUCUGACAAAAACUCAGAAUCAUCUGGUUCUCAAGAUUCUAGUCCUUUUUCAUCUGCUGCAACAUCAGCAUCUGGGACUUCUGCAGGCAGCAAUCUCAAGUUUCAAGUUCCAACAUCUAUUGUCGUAAAAAAUGCUAGUGGUGGGCUUAGUCAAGUUUUAACUACCCCAGUGUUUGUUAAAACCACAGUAUCUGGGGGGGGUUCAGUUUCUGGAAAGUAUGUUACCCUUCCUUCAGCUCUCCCAAAUCAAAUUCAGAAGGAUGAAUCUUCUAAAUCUUUGACAGUAACAAGUGGUUCAUCUGCACCAGUUAUAGUGCAGAGUCUUAAGAAUACCUCAGAAGGGUCUGUAGCAGUGACUUUACCUAAUGACAAAGCUCUCAGCUCUGAUCAAAAUCCAGAUGAUCUGGAUGCGGUGCCUUGUGACUCUGUUGAUAUGACAGAUAGUGAUGAAGAUGUAAAGAAAAAGAAAUUUGGUGUUCCUACGGGUGUAUGUAAGGUUUUAAAAUCAAUGAAGAUGUAUCAGUAUGUUGACAAAUUUGACACGGAGGACAGUGCUACCCGUAAUCUAGUUGCACCAAAGAAUUCCCAUAAUGUCCGGUGGGUGGCUGUACCCAAUAAUCCAGGAGAUCCUACACCUGAUUGUGGACCAAAAAUUCAACGCUGCACUCCUCCAAUUUUGCCCAUCAGUGUACCUGAGGUUCCAGAUUCCUUGGAAAAUUGCCCACUUGAAACCAAAAAUGGUCACAUUUCACCUGCAGAAGAGAGACCAGCAAGUGGAAUUGAUUAUUAUGACCAUUAUAAAAUUCGUGAGCUUAGACAGAAGCAAAAGGAUCAGCUUAUGUAUCACAGGAAGAGGUAUAGUGAGUUAUUGAUGACUUACAAUGAGCUUGCAAGCAGGUAUGAUGAAAUUAAGGAUGUUGGCACCAUUCGCCAAAUCUUGACAGAUGCGAAGAAGUAUAUGAAAAAGGAUCAUGUUUUGUUCUUCAGAAAUGAAAUGUUACUUAAAGACCGAAGUGGUACUGGUCAUCGAUAUUCUCCUAAAUUUAUGUUGAUGUUGAUGAGGUAUUAUAAUAAGAGUCCAGUUGGCUAUCGAUUUUUGAGACAGAUUUUUACACUACCUGCAGUCAGAACAUUGUUGAACUGGCAAAAUAAGAGUUUGCAUAUGAGAAAGAAAAAGAAAUUGCUAUCAGCUCAAGGUCUUGCAUUAGGAGAGAAUGAUAAUGAGAAUAGUGGUGGUAGUGGAAAAAAUAUUAAUGGUGAAACUAACCCUGUUGUCACACCCCGGGUGCCUGGUGGGAUAAAUUUUUAUGAUUCUGACUCUGAUGAUGGUGCUGAAAUUGGUAAGGUGUUGCAGGAAAAAGUUUAUGUAAGUAAAGCAAAUGAAGAAUCUGAUAAAGAUUUUGAUGGUAUGACUUCAAGUAAGAAUAUUGUAUUUGAUGUACCAGUAUAAUGAUUUGAUGCUAAAUUAUUGUAGUGAUAUUUUCUUAUAUCUUUGGGUGACUUUCAAAAUAUGAACUGUUGUUUUCUUUACUGACUUCAAUAAAUAGAAUAUAAUUUCCACAUUAUGUUUUAUUUUUAUUUGUAGCUUUUACAAUAAAAAUUUUCCAAA
This is a messenger RNA of Macrobrachium nipponense, 2476 nucleotides long. RefSeq lists its product as uncharacterized. The coding region runs from base 89 to 2317 and encodes 742 amino acids. Lineage: Eukaryota; Metazoa; Arthropoda; Malacostraca; Decapoda; Palaemonidae. The transcript is spliced from 7 exons. The record is from RefSeq and is a predicted model, not a curated record.